AUGUCUCUCCAUGGACCAUCUGCCCCUCUCUGCAAAACCUGGACCAGAUCCCCAGACGAGUCCUACUGGGAAAGCCUAUCCCGGGACCACUCUGCUCCCCGUCCUGAACGCAGACCACGUCCACAAAGCGCCAUAGAGGGAGGACAACUAGACGGAUGGAUUAAACACCUCCAAAGAAUACAACCAACUUCCAAUCAGGACCAAGCAGGAGAGUUCCAAGACACAUCACGAGACAAGGAACGUAGUUAUCCCACUUGGAGAGCAAAGGGGUCUUCUUCAGGUGGAAGUUUGUCCGGAAGUUCGUUUGGAAGCCAGGAGUCUGUACAAAGUGGGAUACUGUCUCCCCCCGAACGACGAGACAGUUGGGAGAAGGCGAGGAUAAGCCAAACUCCGAAGAAGGAGCAGAGCCGAGUGAGUUUCCUGACGCCGGUGAAAAUCGGGUGGCUUCCGAUCAGGAGGAAGGUGAUGAUGGUGGGAGAGCAGGGACGCAGCCCGGACGCCCCAGGACAACAGGUGAAGCUGAAGCCUCCCAUCACACCCACACUUGUGACGCAUGCCCCGCCCCCUGUACAGACCUGCAGCGAUGAGGAGCUGCAGAGGAGCCAGUCUCAGGCCAGAUCUGGAGCCACGCAACAGCAGAAGUACAACUCUGCCAUCGACAAACAGGAGCCAGAGAAGCGUAUCCCUGCCGUUACCGUCGGCGAUGCCUCCAUCAUUAGCUGGCAGGCCCUUAAACGCAGCUGGAGACUCAACCGGGCCUUAGCUUUACCAGGAUCAAGUCCAAGUAACAAGAACCAAACCAGGAUCAACUUAGACCCACCUGAACCCAAAACCUUCACCCAAUCCCCCAGUGCGCAUCGAGAAAAGCCGGAAUCACUUAGAACAGCUUUUGUAGACCCAUCCAAAGAUACUGCCACAUAUAAAACGCCAUUACAUCGAUCUUCAAGCACGCAACCUCUCAAAGCAUCGCACAUCCAGACAAAUUCCACCGCGAAAACUUUCAUUCCCGAAAAUAAAACCGGAUUCUCUUCCAUUACAAUCUCGUCUCGGAAGGUUUGCAGGUCGUCCAGUCUUCCACCAACGCCUUCUCCGAGCCAAGAAUCUAUGGACGCAAACUCAAGACACAUCAUGGUGCAACGGAAAGCGACUAUAGUGAAAGUUACGGAGCACAGAGUAACGACGAGUCCGAUUCGGAAUGUUAAGCCAGAUUUGAACCAGCUGACAAGUCAAAAACUGGAUACGGUAGUCCAUCGACGGAAAGCUACGAUUAUUAAAGUGACGGAGCAUAGAGAAAGGUUUAGUCCUACCAAUGUUACGAGGAACAACGAGUACAGACAUAGUUAUACGGAAGGAUUUUACAACGAUAAUCGUGUCUGGAUGCAAGGAAAUCAGGCCAUCCCAAAUCCAACUCCCAUCGAUUCAAAACCAAUCCACAAAUCAACCUUGAAUCUCAUCGUAACAUCAACGCCUCCACCUUCAGUCCUGUCCCCACCGACUAAAUCCGAAUUCACAAACGCAACGUCACAAAGGCCGCAGAGACCGUCGAGUUGCUAUGGAAAUGUGUUUGGAAAAUCUGAAGACGUUGAAGAGAAGUUGCAGCCGCUCACCAGGAAAUUGAGUUUUGAUUCUACAGAGAGAAAUGGGUUUGGGAAUCGGAACCGAGGUUUGAAUGUUCCAAACACGAAUGGGGUGAAAAUAUCAGGAAAGUCGGAUAACGGAGAAGGAGAGAUGGUGGUGCCGCCGCUGACGCUCAUCAAAGCUCCUGACGCCGACCAAACCCCAGAGGACGUCCUGGCUCUGAACGCCGCCGCCAUCAUCGCAAACAUCAAACUUCAGAGACAGUGUAGCCAAAAGAGAACGUCAAACCGCCAAUCUGAUACGCACCCCGCCCCGUCACCACAGGACGACGCGGAAACCGCAAUCCAGGACUCUGCGAAGGACGAUAACGGCACGACUCAAUCACACGCCGCUGCCUUCGUGCCUUUGAGCAAUGACAUUCAAAGAUCAACGCAGGAUAUGUCUCUGCAGGAGGCUCUGCUCAGGUCCCGUCCAGACUUCAUCAAUCGCUCCAAACGAAGGACUCAAGAGCUGGAGAGGAGGGUCAAAGAGAGGAGGACGGGCCAGGAGAGGAAGAGCGGGACCCCAGAGAAGAGGAGGGGGGUCAAUGCCCACUCAGCACAGCACCAAAACAACAGCUGUCCCGGGACGAUUGUGAAGGAUGAACCUUUGAAAUCCAGCAGAGUUGUCACAAAAACACAGCAACGGCCCCUGGAGGUGAAGAGGAGUCAGAGGGAGGAGGUGAAGAGGAGACAUGAGGAGCAGCAGGAGGAGGACGCACGGAGAGACGCCAUUUUGAACAACAGACUCAGGGCCGAUCUGUUUAAAAAGAAACUUUUGGACCAAGUUCUUCAAAGGAGCAAAGAUUGAGAGACGCAGAAGUUCGCAGAUGACAAUGGAGGUUUUAUUUCUAUGUGCUUCUCAACGUCCGGACAUGGCGAAGUUAAACCCUCCGCAGUUUGAACGGGAAUUUUAACGACGCCGCUGCAAUCUCUGCCUCCUCAGCCUCUCGUUCUUCUCCUGAGAUAAGCAGCUGCUACUCUCGCAGAUAAACCCGACAAGAAAAAGCAAAACGUUGAGCUAGCGUAGCCUAAAACGAGGUCAAAGAAUAAGCUAAUGAAACAGCAGAAGCAGAGCAACGCGUGGAAGCACUGCUCUAAACUCAGAUCUAUGGAAAGGCAAGCCAACUCGUGAUAGCAAAACGUUGUAGAUGUUUCACUUAAAGGUAGACGGCGAUGUAUUUGAGGCCUUUCAUUGGUUGAAAUGUUACGCAGUGGAGCUUUUAAGUUAAUAACAGCAAUAAAACUUCACACUGAACACAUCCAGAUGAGCCCAACUGACCUUUGACCUCUCAAACCAGUGACCAUCAUGAACAUCAAUCACAAACGCAGAGUGGGGGAUGUGUUUUGCUACAGGGCACAACUGUAGAGCUCUGGAUUCGCACCGGCAGGUUUCAGGUUUGAUACUCGCCGAUCGUUAUUUGAACUGAACAAAAAGAGCUGAUCUGGGGGUUAAGGAUUGUGUUUUAUUUAUUUUUUUGACAGUAAUUUCUUUUAUAAUGGUCUGAAUAAACUGCAGGGGCGACAGUGGCUCAGUUGGUAGAGCGUUUGCCCACUGAUCCUAAAGUUGGCAGUUCAAAUCCCGCUCUCGACAUAAAAAAAGCAUCAUUAGUUGAGCGGUCAGAGCCACUGAUCCACAGGUUGACGGUGCGAUUCCAGCUCCCACAGAUGAACCCUGUUGUUGUGUGUCCUUGAGCAAGACACUUACCCCACCUCAGUGUCUGUGUACACUGCUGUAUGAAUGUGUUUUGAGUGACUUGAAGAUGAAAAAGUGCAGUAUAAAAAUGUGACCUUUGACCCUCAAGUUGUGUCGUGUAAAUGAUGUUUAACUUCAGAACUGUCCUCUCUUUUUGUUAAAGGCUUUUCUCUAAUUCCUGAACUUCUUCUUAAGUGAUUUCUCUCUAAUAUAAUCAGAAUAUUAUCAUUUUGUCUUGAAGAUAAAAAUAUAUUGAAUUAAAAAAUCACUUUGUUUCUGACGUGGCUCUUUUCUGUGAGAUAUAAAAGCGUACAGUUUAUGUGAUAUUUAAAAAAAAUAAAUUAAUUGCACAUUUUGAUUUGCUGCAUGGUUACAGUAAAAAAUAUGAGUUAAAUAUCAAAUUAUUACAUCUUUUUUUCCCCUAUACAACCAUAGACUGUACAGAAGUCGACUAAGUGAGUGGAAUUCUGACUGUGAGUAUCAUAGCAACCAAAGAACCAAUCAGGAGCGAGCGGGCGCUUCAAUCAAACCUGUUGUUAACGCUAACGGGAGCAACCUCGGGGGAAAAAAAAGGUGCUUGAUUCAUCUGUUAAAUAAAGAUCUUUAGGACCAAAGAGGAUAAACACAUGAGAUUCCCUGAUUUUUGCCUUCUGAUGUUGUGUUGAAGUUGUGUUACAGCUAAAAUGAAAUAUCUUGGGCGUAUCAUCACUGCGGACACAGCAGAUGAUGAUGAUAUUUAUAGACAAUGCAGGAUGUUGUACACUCAAGUUAAUACUCUUAUGCUCAAGUUCAUAUUGUGCACCAUUAUAUACUGAAUAAGUAUAUUGUAUUAUAUUAUAUACUGAAUAAGUCAGAAAAUGAAAUAAUAAUGUCACUAACAAGUUUAGUCCUGGUUUGGUCCUGGUUUACUCUUGGUUUAGUCUUGGUUCGGUCCUGGUUCAGUCCUGGUUUGGUCCUGGUUUAGUCCUGGUUUGGUCCUGGUUCAGUCCUGGUUUGGUCCUGGUUCAGUCCUGGUUUGGUCCUGGUUCAGUCCUGGUUUGUUCAGUGCAAUUCGUUAUCAGUCCAGGAUGUGGAGACACUGGUGUGGCUGUCUUUUUAAAAUGUAGAUGCUUAUUAUUUGUAUUGUCGCUGUCACUGUCUGUUUUUAAAAAUGGACCAUGACUCCGAAAUAAAGAUGAAUUGAAAUG
Messenger RNA from Periophthalmus magnuspinnatus, 4499 nucleotides. It is a transcript of the gene c19h10orf90, whose product is annotated as chromosome 19 C10orf90 homolog. The transcript has 10 exons. Gene Ontology annotation, biological process: regulation of centriole replication. The record is from RefSeq and is a predicted model, not a curated record. Gene Ontology annotation, cellular component: cytosol; centrosome; centriole. The coding region runs from base 1 to 2427 and encodes 808 amino acids. Lineage: Eukaryota; Metazoa; Chordata; Actinopteri; Gobiiformes; Gobiidae.